Molecule: messenger RNA, 5295 nt
Organism: Nomia melanderi (Alkali bee)
Lineage: Eukaryota; Metazoa; Arthropoda; Insecta; Hymenoptera; Halictidae
Cellular component (GO): nucleus
Molecular function (GO): ubiquitin protein ligase activity
Source: RefSeq, a predicted model, not a curated record
AUAAAACUGAGUUUUUUCAGGAGAAAGUAUAAUGUGAAAAUUAAAGUAAUUUGACAAGAAAAAGAGUACACUAAAUUCUUAAGAAGGAGAUAAAAAAUAUUACAUUAAUAGUAAAAUACAUACUAUAGUUGAAAACAAACGUAAUGAUUGUUCUCAGUCUUGGAAAGGUAGUAUGCUACAUAAUCAACUGAGACUGUCUAAAAUUGAGCGUAGUUAAUGAAAGUUACGAUUGAUGGUAUCAUAGUUGCCAAAUGUAGAUUACUGAAAGAAAGUCUACGUAAAUUCUCCUUCGAUUUUAUUGUUAUUACUGAUAUAAGAAUUUAAUUAUAUCCAAAUUUUUAUAUGGAUUAAACUAUUCGUAAAAAUUUCAAGUAAUACGGUUAUUUAAGUAAUAUUUUCGUGCAUAAAUAAUACUACAUGAUGACAGUGAUGUGUAGAAAAUAAAUAUCUUGAUAAAAAUGACGUGGUGAGAAGAGCCUUAUCGUUUUACGAAACCAUCGAAGGAAUUGCAAGGAUGGAUGAAAGUACAGGCUCAGAAAAAGUUUGGUGUAAAACUAAAGCAGAAGAGCAGAAUAGCUUAUAUCAUGGAGAAUCUGCAACACAACCUAUGGAAGCAAAUUCUACUUCUUUAGCAGAUAUAUUUGAUACAGCAUUUACAUCUACAGUUGAUCCUUCUCCUCAGCCAAGAUUUAGUACAGGUAAUGAAAUGGAGUACGAACAUUUAUUUGCAGAAAGCGAUAUAGAAGAAUCUGAAGUAACUCCUAUUAAUCCUUAUGUACAUCCUCCGCCACAUCCUACUUCAGCUAGCAAUUUUGUUUUUGGAAGUUAUUUGACUACACCUGAAACAACAGGAGAUCCUCAUCAUUAUUGGCGACAUGAUUAUAGGCAACAAUUAAGGAAUAUAUAUGGUGGAAGAGCUUGUGGAAAUUAUUGCAAAAGAUUUUUACAUGAGCGAGAUCCACCAGUGAAACCUGAAAGUAAAAAAAGCGAAAUCCAUAAGUCAAUGAGUGAUCAACAAUCUGAUAGUUUAAGUAUAGCUGGCCCAUCAAGAUUAUCAGAUGGUAUUCCUAAUAGUUUUCUUUCCAGCACAAUUAGAUCAACAAUCAACAAUGGAAACAUAUUAAAUCAAGUCCCGCAAAAUAAUGAAAAUAAUAGUGCCAAUGAAUCCAAUACAUUUUACCACCAAAUUUUGCCAAAUACAAUUAAUUCUCAACAAUAUACUCGCCCAAUAAGUAAUGAUGAUGCACCAUCAGCACCAGAUCUACAAUUAGAUUGGUCUUCUAGUAGUGAUGAUGAAGAUGGGUCAGUUGAAGUCCUUGGAACAGUAAAUCAUAAUAAUAAACAAAAUUCUGUACAAAAUAAUGGAGAAAACAAUCGUCCAGUAACGGUGGUUGAUUUAACUGUUGAAUCCGAUGAAGAACAUGCUCCCUCUACAUCAACAACUCCUGUGGUAAAUCCACGUCCAGCAGAUUAUAUACAUAACGAGAACAGCUUUUACUGUAGGCAUGGUCCACCAAUUACACCUGUAAUGCACAGCCAAAUGCCACCUGUUAUUGAAGGAAUACAGAGGACACGUAUGCAUCCUCUACAAGAAGAACUAUGGAGGAUUCAACAGGAUAUACAGGAAAUACGCAGGCGACAUUUCUAUGGAGGAACUUCAUCUCACCAUGCUAGCACACUGCCAUGUGGUCGAAUCAUACGUCAACCACAUAUAUGUAAUAGCGUAAACCCACACGUUUUUAGACCUAUUUCGCGCCCAGUUUUAGCACCACCUCUACGACGUAUUGUUUAUAAUCAUCCGGAUAUACGUGCAAUGGAAUUUGUUGUAGUGGAACCAAGACCUGAAAUGUUGCCGUCUAGGUCUCUUCAUCCGUUGUCUCAUUCUGAUCGUCCACGUCACAGACCAGAAAUGAACCAACACCAUUUAACUGAUGAUAUGCGUCCUCUUAAUCUUGUGCAGGAGUCCGAUACGCAGGAUAUGCUGAGGCCGUUACAACGUUUGAUGCAAUUUCCACCUCCAUUACGACUUGACGAAGAUUACAUACAUCUCGUAAAUUUACGGCGAAUGUUUAGUUGUGGAGCUACACAGGAGUCGAUUGAAAGGAAUACAUUCCCUCACAAGUACAAACGGGUUAAGAAAGUUGAGAAUGGUGAAAGUGCUCUUGAAAAAUGUACUAUAUGUUUGUCCGAGUUUGAGGACUGUGAAUGUGUCAGGAGGCUUCCAUGUAUGCAUUUAUUUCACAUAGAUUGCGUCGAUCAGUGGUUGCGCACCAAUACACGCUGUCCUAUAUGUCGGGUGGAUAUUGAAGCUUUUCUACACAAGGAGCUUGCCGCUACUGCAUAGUUUAAGGUUGAUUUUACCCGUCUAUUUUCAUUUUUAAAUACGAUCAGGUAAUACCCGCAUUUUUAAAAAUAUUUUAAGAUAUCCUAUCUAUGAGUAAACCAUUUUCUGACACUACUGUGACUGUUGGUGUAACAAAUUUUACUGUGAAUAAUCAAAAGUAAAGAUAACUGAACAAAACUAAGUUCCUGAAGUUAUAGGAGAGGUUUGUUUUGAUUUAACAUUUUAUCCUUGCAUCCAUUUUAUGGGUAUUAAUAUAUUGUACAUAAGAAACGUUAGAUAUGUUCAUUGCGCGUUAUUGUAAUAUUCAAAUUUGUAUUUUCUUUUUCCGAUGAUUUAUUGCGAAUAUAACAUUUCAAAAAGUAACAAUCGGGUUAGAUCAAUCAUUUGAAAUAGUAAAAUGUCUUCUGGACGUUUUGUACCCUACUGUUUUAUCAUGUGUGAUAAAGGAAAAAAAUGUUAAUUACUGAAAUUUUGAAGCCAUUGUGAAUCUUUCACUAUAAAAAGUAAAACAAAGAUAAACUAAUAAGAGUCAUACAGAAGUAUUUUAUUCAUGCGUUAUAUAAUUCUACUGGGUGCUAUAUCAGUAUAAAGUCUAUAUACACUAAACGUAUUUUAAUAAUUUGUGAAACUGUUAAACACUACAUAUUGAUACAAAAUAACUCCCUUGCGAGGCUAUGUAAAAUUUUCAUAAGUUUUUAUAUUAAACGAGCUUUUUAAGAAAUAUGUAUCUAAUAAUUCUAGAAAUGUAUCUAUUAACAUUUUAUGAAAUUUUUUUGAUGAUUUUAGGAUUGAAAUAAUGAAUUUCGUUUUACUUAAAUUUUAAAGUUUUUAUCAACAAGUAAGAACAGACUUUCAAUAAUACCAUUUUCAAAAGUCAAGUCAGAAUUGAAGGAGCUUGAUAAAUAAAUACACAAAAACUGUAGAAAAAUUCUAAGGAGUAAGUAUAACUAACUGGAAUACAGGCUCUUAUUAGUACUAUGUGAUGCUACUGUGUAUUAUUAUUGUAUAUAUCAAUAUAGUAAUAUUAAUAUAUAUAUUACGUAUACACUACUAUACAGUAGUAUUACAUAGAAUAUUUUUAGUAGUAUAUUAAUUAUAAGCAGUGUAAUUUUAUAAUAUGAAAUUAAUAACUAAUUCAACUUACUUGACACAAUAUAAAACAAUGUUCACCAAGUGUAUUUGCAAUUUAAAAAGAAAAAGAAAAGAAAAAAAGAAACGGACUAUUUUCACUUGUUUUUUGUACAAAUAACAUAGAUGCCUUUUCAAAGAGAAGAUAUCUGAUAAACGCCCUUGAUUUUUAUACAGAAAGAAAACAUUAGUGUGAUUGAGAAGUCUCAACGCAUUAUUACUAGUUAGUAUUGUCUUUACGUGAUUCUCUGAGUGUGUUAUUAGAAAAACACAAUACAAUUACUAUUAAGUUUACAAAUAAAGACCAUUGAAUUAACUAUGCACACCUCUGUUCAGCCUAAUUAGCGAAGCUAAGUCAAAUGUUUAAAAAUUAUUCAAAUUACAUACUUAAUUAUUGUAUAUUAACUUUAUUGAGAUAUAAAAUAUACGAAUUUCAUGGUAGGCAUAUUUAAUUUGUUCUCAAUUAUAUCAAAACUUAUUCAUUUCAAAAUAUAUUUCGUAAAGAGCACGAUCAUAAAUUAUAAAUAUAUAUUUUAAAUCAUGAUCAUUUAGUUAAACUAAGUAAAGCUUUGCUAUAAUAUAAAGAAAAAUUGUCGUAAAAAAUAUUUACUAUACUGUAUGGGCCUUAUACAGCAUUAGUAUUGUAAAUAGUUAUUAGAUUAUAAUGUAAUCAAAAUGACACUGAAACGUAGGAAGCUGCAAUCAAAUUUACUGCCACUGAACUUCCACUAUCUACAUACAGAGAGUAAAUUGAUAAGCUUCAUGACAGUUUUUUCAUACAAAUCAUUUUGCGAACAACUUAUAAUCCUAUUAGAAUUAUAUAAAAAUUUCAGAAAAGUUGUUGAAUUUUCAUGAUCAGGGAUAAUGUUCUUUAAUGACUUUAAUGUUCAGUAUGCAAGGACUUAAAUGGCUUUAAUUGUACAGAAUUAAUAUAUUUAACAAAACGUUACAAUAUCGAUGUUUAAAUCUGUAUGAAUUUUCAUUUAAGAAUAUGCGGUAUCUUUUACUUUUGAUAGUUAAUAGAUAUUUGAAAUAUCAUUUGUAAUGAAAACAUGAAUAUACAAAAAAUGGAAAAAAAAAUUAAUAUACUUACCACGAUGUUGUUCGGUUAAAUAUCUUUAAAUAUAAAUAUAUGCUCUGUUUCAUAAAUGUAUUGUUUUUCAUAAUAAUCAAUGACUGUGUCAUUUAUUAAGAUUUAUAUUGCAAAUAUUUUACAAACAGAACUGUGUUAGUAUUUUAUAAUAAUUUGUUUAUACCUUACUAUUACCAAAAGAAUGCUAAUGUUUGUGUACCAAAAUAAGUGAUUAUAACUAAACGUACUUAAUUAUUUAAUUGAUUAAUACUUCCCAAUAACAAUAGCUAUUAAAAAGGUUUAAUUGCACUGACAUUAUAGACAGUGAUUUACUGAUCACUUGAUAAUGUAGAUAUCAGACAAGUUUUUUGACAGAAAAUUGUAUUCUAUGGGCGUAAAAUUGCCAUUAUAAUUGUUCAAGUGCGCAUGUGUAUAUGUUGACUAUGUUGACAAACUGGCUACGUAAAACUUACUUCUUAAUCAUCCACUCUAUACAAGUGAGUUGAUACCUACCUAUAGUCAGUUAUUAGGUAUGUAAAUUGAGAAACUUCAUAAAUUUUAAGCAUAUAAAUUGUAUAUGUUAUUAUAGGAAUGUAAUACAAUGUUAAAUGUAUCAAUCUAUUGUUAAAUAUCAGAGUAAAAAUUAUUCAAAAUAAAUCACAUAUAAAAGAGGAAAAGUGUAAUUGUUACCAAAAGCAAAGAAAUUUUGAUAGAAUAUAAUGCAGAUAUUACAAACUUUUAUAUGACUUAC